AUGGCGCAAACUGUGUCAGAGAAGGAGAUUGACUCCGCAAGGAGAAGGAUGGCUUCUGUUGCCAACCAUCUUAUGCUAGUUUCUCCGGCAGCUUCCAGUUCAAAAUGUGACUCACUUGAACUAAUACCCAAUGCUGCUUCCAUGAAUGAUAGCUACCAUAGAGUCCAUGGAGCUGUCUCUGAUAAAGAAGUUGUGUGGAGAAAUGUCGCUGCUGCUGAUGGUAAUAAGGACUUCACUGACAUUAUUUAUCAAAAAGCCGUUGGCGAAGGCAUUGCAAAGAUUGCGAUUAAUAGGCCAGAGAGAAGAAAUGCGUUCCGGCCCCAGACGGUUAAGGAACUAAUUGCUGCGUUUAAUGAUGCUAGGGAUGAUAGUUCUGUGGGGGUUAUCAUUCUCACUGGCAAGGGAACCAAGGCCUUUUGCAGCGGUGGCGACCAGGCGUUAAGAACCAAGGAUGGCUAUGCUGAUCCUAAUGACACGGGCCGUCUCAAUGUCUUAGACUUGCAGGUACAGAUUAGGCGUCUUCCUAAACCAGUAAUAGCAAUGGUUGCAGGUUAUGCUGUUGGAGGAGGACAUGUCUUGCAUAUGGUUUGUGAUCUCACAAUUGCAGCAGAUAAUGCUAUAUUUGGCCAAACCGGCCCGAAGGUUGGAAGCUUUGAUGCAGGUUAUGGAAGUUCCAUCAUGUCCCGUUUGGUUGGGCCUAAAAAAGCCCGCGAGGUAUGGUUUCUGACAAGGUUCUAUACUGCUUCUGAAGCAGAAAAAAUGGGCCUUGUUAACACUGUUGUACCAUUAGAUAACUUAGAACAAGAAACAGUGAAAUGGUGUCGAGAGAUUCUAAGGAAUAGUCCAACCGCAAUCCGAGUCCUCAAGUCAGCUCUUAAUGCCGUCGACGACGGCCAUGCUGGACUCCAGGAACUUGCUGGGAAUACGACACUCAUAUACUAUGGUACUGAGGAAGGCAGUGAGGGGAAGACGGCAUUUAUGGAACGUAGACCUCCAGAUUUCUCAAAAUUUCCACGACGACCUUAA
This is a messenger RNA of Dovyalis caffra, 1026 nucleotides long. The record is from the annotation of a GenBank genome assembly. NCBI's taxonomy places the organism in Eukaryota, Viridiplantae, Streptophyta, Magnoliopsida, Malpighiales, Salicaceae.